UCUGGUCAAGAUGGCCGCCGUUGUUCUGGAUGGAGAAUGAGCCGCUGCUGUCAUCCCAACACAGGCCGACCCAACGCACGCUAACCCCGCCCCAAAACAACCCGACCGGACCGGAGCGGCACCGCGAGACCCGAACCUGGUUCUGCCGUGAAGUUGUAUGGCUCUGGGGAUGAAUGGUUUACACAGUCCAUCAGUUCUGCAUGGCAGCAGCCUCCAGCUGAUCAGACUCUUCUGUCGGGUGAUGGUACCGUGGAGUGGACGUGUUUCAUCGUCCAUGAUGGAGAGCAGUUUGGUGAGGGUCCUUUUGUCGGCGACUGAAGCGAUGCACUCCAACCACAGAGCCAGCUUUCCUCACCAGCCUAUCCAGUCGCCCUGCAUCCUUCUUCUUGGUGCUUCCUCCCCAGCACACCACCGCGUAGAGGAGGAGGCUGGCGCCGACGGACUGGUGAAACAUCUCGAGGAGUUUGCUGCAGACGUUGAAUGACGCAGCCGGCUCGGCCCUUUCUUGUAGAUUGCGUCCGUGUUGGCAGACCAGCCCAGUUUAUUGUCCAGAGUACCCCACGGUCCUUGUAUGUGCCUUCCACCCCCACAUUGACCCCCCCAAUGGAGACUGGUAGCAUAGUGGGUUCAAUCCACCACCAUGUCCUUGGUUCCAGUGUUGAGGUGGGCCCAGUGACAGCAGACAUGGACACCACCACCUCCAUCAAGAUGACCACGCUGGCGAUCCAGAACCUGUUCAGCUACGUGGAGGAGGAGAACCUGGCGGCUCUGAAGGUUCACCUGGACCGCUUCAAGGAGGUGGACGGACGCAGCGACAACGGUCAGACUCCUCUCAUGCUGGCGGCGGAGCAGGGCAGCCUGGAGAUCCUGCAGGAGCUCGUGAGGAGAGGAGCCAACGUCAACCUGGACGACGUGGACUGCUGGUCUGCUCUGGUCUCUGCAGCUAAAGAGGGGCACGUUGAGGUGGUGAAGGAGCUGCUGGAGAACAGCGCCUACAUCGAGCACAGAGACAUGGGCGGCUGGACAGCUCUGACGUGGGCGGCUUACAAAGGUCGUGUGGAGGUCACCGAGCUGCUGCUGGAGCACGGAGCCAACCCCAACACCACAGGACAGCAGUACAGUGUGUAUCCGAUCAUCUGGGCAGCAGGUCGAGGACACGCUGACAUCGUCAAAGUUCUUCUUCAUGAAGGAGCCAAAGUCAACUGUUCAGACAAGUAUGGGACCACUCCUCUGAUCUGGGCUUCCAGGAAAGGGCACUUUGACUGUGUGAUGCACCUCCUGGAGAACGGAGCGGACGUUGACCAGGAGGGAGCGAACUCCAUGACGGCGCUCAUCGUGGCCGUGAAGGGCGGCUACGCGGAGGUGGUGAAGGAGCUGCUGAAGAGGAACCCCAACGUCAACAUGACGGACAAAGACGGGAACACGGCGCUGAUGAUCGCCGCCAAGGAGGGCUACACGGAGAUAGUCCAGGACCUGCUGGACGCCGGGACCUACGUCAACAUCCCGGACCGGAGUGGGGACACGGUGCUGAUCGGAGCAGUGAGGGGGGGUCAUGUCGAGAUCGUCAGAGCUCUGCUGCACAAAUACGCCGACAUCGACAUCAGAGGACAGGAGAAUAAAACUGCUCUCUACUGGGCUGUGGAGAAAGGAAACGCCACCAUGGUGAGAGACAUCCUGCAGUGUAACCCCGACACAGAGACCUGCACCAAGGACGGAGAGACUCCUCUGAUCAAAGCCACCAAGAUGAGGAACAUUGAGAUCGUGGAGCUGCUGCUGGAUAAAGGAGCCAAGGUGUCGGCUGUGGACAAGAAAGGAGACACGCCCCUCCACAUCGCCAUCCGUGGGCGGAGUCGCCGCCUGGCCGAGCUCCUCCUCCGGAACCCCAAAGAUGGCCGCCUGCUGUACCGGCCCAACAAGGGCGGGGAGACGCCCUACAACAUCGACUGCAGCCACCAGAAGAGCAUCCUCACGCAGAUCUUUGGAGCGCGUCACCUGUCGCCCACGGAGACGGACGGAGACAUGCUGGGCUACGACCUGUACAGCUCCGCCCUGGCCGACAUCCUCAGUGAGCCCACCACGCAGCCGCCCAUCUGUGUGGGUCUGUACGCACAAUGGGGGAGUGGCAAGUCCUUCCUGCUGAAGAAGCUGGAGGAUGAGAUGAAGACGUUUGCCGGCCAGCAGGUGGAGCCCUUGUUCCGGUUCUCCUGGCUGGUGGUGGUUCUGUCUCUGCUGCUCUGUGGCUCAGUGGGCGUCGUCCUCGGCUUCACCGUCGACCUCAAGCUGUCGGUGGCCGUCUCCCUGAGCCUGCUGGUGGUGCUGUACUCCUUCUGUGUGGUGGUGUACUUCGGGGGGCGCCGGGAGGGCGACAGCUGGAACUGGGCGUGGCUGCUCAGCACGCGGCUGGCCCGGCACAUCGGGUACCUGGAGCUGCUGCUGAGGCUGAUGUUCGUGAACCCCCCGGAGCUGCCGGAGCAGAGCACCAGAGCGCUGCCCGUCAGGUUCCUCUUCACCGACUACAACCGGCUGUCGAGCGUCGGCGGCGAGACGUCGAUGGCCGAGAUGAUCGCCACGCUGUCGGACGCCUGCGAGAGAGAGUUCGGCUUCCUGGCUACACGUCUGUUCAGAGUGUUCAAGACGGAGGAGACGCAAGCAGGAAACAGGAAGUGGAAGAAGACGUGCUGCGUGCCGUCCUUCCUGGUCUUCGUACUGGUUCUGGUCUGCCUGCUGACCGGCAUGGCGCUGCUGGCCGUGUUCAAGGUGGACGGGCAGAACCGCUCGGUGAACGGCGUGCUGGUGGCCGUGGGCGGCGUGGUGGGUCUGGCUCUGCUGCUGAACUGCCGGACCUGGUGGCGGAUGACGGACUCGGUGCUGAACUCCCAGAGGAAGCGGCUCCACGGCGCCGCCAACAGAAUGCACAAGCUCAAGAGCGAGGGCUUCAUGAAGGUGCUGAAGACCGAGGUGGAGCUCAUGGCGAGGAUGACGAAGACCAUCGACGGCUUCACGCAACAUCAAACCAGACUCACGGUCGUCAUCGACGGACUGGACUCAUGUGAACAGGACAAGGUGCUGCAGAUGCUGGACACGGUCCGGGUCCUGUUCUCCAAAGGGCCCUUCAUCUCCAUCUUUGCCAGCGACCCCCACAUCAUCAUCAAGGCCAUCAACCAGAACCUGAACAGCGUGCUGAGGGACUCCAACAUCAACGGCCACGACUACAUGAGGAACAUCGUGCACCUGCCGGUGUUCCUGAACAGCAGAGGCCUGUCCAGCGCCAGGAAGAUGGCCGCCGCCGCGCCGGCUAACGGGGCCGCCGCCGACGGUUGGCAUGAGGAGUUAGACAGGAAACUGUCUCAGCACAGUUUGGGAGAAUUAACCAAGUUUGGCAGCAAAACAACGCUGAACCGCAGGGAUACCUACCGUAGACGUCAGGUCCAGCGCUCUGUGACUCGUCAGAUGUCGUUCGACCUGACGAAGCUGAUGGUGACGGAGGAUUGGUUCAGUGACAUCAGCCCCCAGACCAUGAGGAGGCUGCUGAACAUCGUGUCCGUCACAGGUCGUCUGCUGAGAGCCAAUCAGAUCAGCUUUAACUGGGACCGCCUGGCGUCCUGGAUCAACCUGACGGAGCAGUGGCCCUACAGGACGUCCUGGCUCAUCCUGUACCUGGAGGAGACCGACGGAGUCCCCGACCAGGCCACGCUCAAGACCGUCUACGAGAGAGUGUCCAAGAGCGUCCCGACCACCAAAGACGUGGAGCCUCUGCUGGAGAUCGACGGAGACGCUCGCAGCUUCGAAGUGUUCCUGUCCUCGCGGACCCCCGUCCUCACCGCCAGGGACAUCCGCACCUUCCUGCCCUGCACCGUGAACCUGGACCCCAAGCUGAGGGAGAUCAUAGCAGAUGUUCGUGCUGCCCGGGAGCAGAUGAAUAUGGGCGGGGUCACGUACCCCCCCGCCCCCCUGCAGGAGGCCCAGCCCCGCCCCAUGUCCAUGUACAGCCAGGUGUCGUCGACGUGCUCUCCCUCCGCCUCCUUCGGCGGCCCUUUCAACCCGCCGGCGGGGGGCGGAGUCUCCCCGACGCCUCACAGCAGCUACUACAGCGGCAUGGCCGGACCGCAGCACCCCUUCUACAACAGGCCAUAUUUCCCCCAUCACCUUUACCAGCUGCCUCGCCCUCUCAUGGCCUCCACCUGCCCAUCACACCUCCACCCACGUCCUCCACCCAAACUCUCCUUCAGCCGGGACGGCACAGCUGGCCCGCCUUCUGUGGCGUCCUUGGCUCCGCCCCUCCUCCUCAGCUCCAUGGCAACGGAGGCCGUCUGUGAGCGCGUGCGACAGAUCGACGGUAUCGACCAGAGCAUGGCGACUCAGUACGCCGCCACCAUCAGGAAGGCCAACGUGAACGGCAGAGUUCUGUCUCAGUGUGACAUCGACGAGCUGAAGAAGGAGAUGAGCAUGAACUUUGGAGACUGGCAGCUGUUCAGAGCCACGAUUCUGGACAUGCGUCACAUAGAGAGCCAGGUCCUGCACGAGGAAGCUGCCAGUGAGCAAGGCAGCGUCGUGGGCUGUCACACCGAGGCGGGGCGGCGAGCGGCGGCUCCUCCUCGCGCCGGUGCCGACGCAUCUCCGAUGUACAGCUUCAACAUGAGCUUUGAGGAGCUGAGCACCGUGGGACUGGACGAGGCUCAGAGACAGAACAUGCAGUGGAUGGGCGGCGCUCACCGCACCGCCAGCAUGACCAGCCUGAACUCCCAGGAGUCGUCCAACGACAUCGCCCGGCUGACGGACCGGCAGCAGGACGAGUACCGCAGCGCCUACCAGGAGUACAUCGCACAGAUGGCGCAGGUGGAGACGGGCGGCGGCGGCGGCGGCGAGAGGCCCGUCCAGCCGAUGCCGGGUCAGUUCAUGACAUCAUCAUCGGAGGACAAGAGCAAAGACGGCGGCGAGCCGGACGGACGCAAGUCCUUCAACAAGAGGAGCGGCGGCAAACCGCCGGCAGACAGCGCCGACUUCGCCUCCAACGGCGACGCCCUGGACCCCAUCACCGAGGAGGACGAGAAGGGGGACCACGGGUCCUCCAGGUCCCUGCUGACCCGCAAGACCUCGGCCGAGAGAGGUGGAUUGUUCCAGGGAGCCGCCGACCUGAAGCUGAAGGCCGGCGGCGGUCUGCGCUACCAGAAGCUCACCAGCGACGACGAGGAGUCGGAGGAGUCCGACAACGCCCCCCUGCUGAAGGACGGGAAGAAACCGGUCGACCCCAAACCUCCCGGCGGCUCGCUGGCGCUGAAGGGGAAGGACUACCUGUCGGACGCCACGCUGGACAAGAAGGACUCGUCGGACUCCGGCGUGCGGUCCAAUGAGAGCUCGCCCAAUCACUCGCUGCAGGACGAGGAGGCGGAGCUGUCCCAGCUGGAGAGGGCCGACCUCAUCGAGCUGGACGACGAGAGCCUGGCCGGGAAGCGGGGACUACCCAGCAGCCUCAGCGGCCUGCAGGACCCGGCGGUCGCCCGCAUGUCUAUCUGCUCCGAGGACCAGUGCAGCCUGCUGGCCAGCAGCCCCGAGGAGAGCUGGCCCUCCUCCAGGUCCUACAACCUGAACCGCACGCCGAGCAACGUCACGCUCAACAACAACACCAACGCCCAGCAGGGCAACCGGCCCCGCCCACCGGAAGGGGGCUCCGCCUCCUCUUCCAACCCCGCCUCCUCCAGUGAUGUCAUCCUCUCCCCGAGCUCCUCCUCCUCCUCCUCCACCACCAGGCCUGGUCCCAACAACGAGAACGUCCGAGUGGUUCACCUGAAGAGGGGCCUGAAGCCCGGAGACCCGCCAGAGAUCUGCACCAUGUCCUCCGACACCGUCACCUUCGGCGAGGAGCGGGAGAGCAUCCUGUGACCUUGUCGUGACCUCAUCGUGACCCCCAUCGUGACCCCCAUCGUGACCUCAUCGUGACCCCAUCGUGACCUCAUCGUGACCCCCAUCGUGACCCCAUCGUGAUAUCGUUGUGACCCCCAUCGUGACCUCAUCGUGACCCCCAUCGUGUCAUCGUUGUGACCCCCAUCGUGACCUCAUCGUGACCCCAUCGUGACCUCAUCGUGACCCCAUCGUGACCUCAUCGUGACCCCAUCGUGUUAUUGUUGUGACCCCCAUCGUGACCUCAUCGUGACCCCCAUCGUGACCUCAUCGUGACCCCAUCGUGUUAUUGUUGUGACCCCCAUUGUGACCCCCAUCGUGACCUCAUCGUGACCCCAUCGUGUUAUCGUUGUGACCCCCAUCGUGACCUCAUCGUGACCCCCAUCGUGACCCCAUCGUGAUAUCGUUGUGACCCCCAUCGUGACCUCAUCGUGACCCCAUCGUGUUAUCGUUGUGACCCCCAUCGUGACCUCAUCGUGACCCCAUCGUGACCUCAUCGUGACCUCAUCGUGACCCGUGAACAAAGAGCACUGAGGGUCCACCAGGAGCCGCCUCUCAACCCUCUGAACCAAUCAGGAAGUUUAUAGUUCGAGCCGGGAUCGUUUAAAAAUACACCAGUAUGAAGAUGAAUCCCUUAAAGUGACACGACACCAGUAUGAAGAUGAAUCCCUUAAAGUGACACGACACCAGUAUGAAGAUGAAUCCCUUAAAGUGACACGACACCAGUAUGAAGAUGAAUCCCUUAAAGUGACACGACACCAGUAUGAAGAUGAAUCCCUUAAAGUGACACGACACCAGUAUGAAGAUGAAUCCCUUAAAGUGACACGACACCAGUAUGAAGAUGAAUCCCUUAAAGUGACACGACUUAGUAAAUAGUAAUAAUUGUAUUAUUAACUGCUAACGUACGGAGGUUCCACUCUGUUACAUUACGGUGCGUUCAAGCUCCAGUAAAGAUGUUUAAUCUCGUAAAAUGUAGUUUUGGUGAUGAACUUGAAUAAAUCCCGUAGAUUGAAGAUGUCACAUGAAUAUAAAAUAGAUAUUAGAACCUACAAGCUGCUAAUAGAGGAGGAGGAGGAGGAGGAGGAGGAGGAGGAGGAGGAGGAGGAGGAGGAGGAAGAAGAAGAAGAAGAAGAGGAAA
Cyclopterus lumpus (lumpfish) is the source of this 7036-nucleotide messenger RNA. RefSeq names its product kinase D-interacting substrate 220b (gene kidins220b). The transcript is spliced from 30 exons. NCBI's taxonomy places the organism in Eukaryota, Metazoa, Chordata, Actinopteri, Perciformes, Cyclopteridae. The record is from RefSeq and is a predicted model, not a curated record. The coding region runs from base 481 to 5880 and encodes 1799 amino acids. Gene Ontology annotation, molecular function: protein binding.